Molecule: messenger RNA, 3687 nt
Organism: Numida meleagris (helmeted guineafowl)
Lineage: Eukaryota; Metazoa; Chordata; Aves; Galliformes; Numididae
Gene: ABHD6
Product: abhydrolase domain containing 6
Exons: 10
Coding region: 1607-2623 (338 amino acids)
Source: RefSeq, a predicted model, not a curated record
GCUGCUGGGGAUGGCGGGGGGAGGCGGUUGUGAGGGAGGUGUUUAUUUGCACGGUGCUGGUUUUCCUUACACUGUUAGUGCUGUGAGCUGGGGCUCCUGGGGGCCCUGUUCGUGCUGCUGAAGCCCACUGGAGCCCCCUGUUCUUGCUGUGGGAUCUUAAAAUUACUUCCACGGAAAAAUCAGAGUAUGCUUAAACGUGUUUCUUAGCAUUUGGAUCCUCGGAGAUGUACGAUCAGUUGGGCUGCUGGGGAGGAAUGGGGAGCCGUGGGCACAGGGAGCCGUGUGCGGGAGGCAGCCCUGCCUGCCCAGCCCUGCCCAGCGCAGACCCAUAGCCUUUCUACUUGAGUUUUGACACGCCUGAUGAGCAGCGCUGUGUGCACAGGGGUUGUUCUCGGCGUGAAAAUGCUCCCUGGCCAUGCACACAGCUGCAGGGUGUGUUGCUUCCCAGCUGGAGCUGCUCCGCAUCGCAAGGGCUUUGCAGCCAUAACCCCCCUGCUCCCCCUGCUCCCCCGGCUCCUCCUGCAGCCCCACCAGCGCUUGUCCCAUUGCAGGAGCUCGCCCCGUGCCUACUGCAGCACCCCCAAAAGCUGCUCUGUGAGAAGCACUGCUCAGUGCAAAGCCUCACGGUCUCCCUGGGAAACGAUGCGAGCUGCUUUCACAUCCGUGGGCUCGGGUUUUGUUUUUGAGCUAAAUGCAGGUUUCUGAUCCCACACACUGCUGUGUGCUGCUGCAUCUUGCAUGAGGCUUGGAAAAAAAUCACCGCGUAUACUUGGGCUGCACCGCUGGGUCUUCUCUGGCCUCCCUGGGGUGCCCCUAUGAGCUUGGAAGAGAACAAAUACUGGCUCUAAGCCACUUGUCCCUUUGGCCCUGGGGACUGUCAUUGACACACUGUCCUUGCAGCACCCUGCAGCCCCCUCCCAUCUCCUGGCCUCUCUGUUUGCACGUGAUGCAAAAAUGUGGCACAGGGGAGAAGUGGGCAGACAGCUGGCCUGGUGACACCCUCCCUUGGCACAUGUCAGUGCCCGCUUGGGGGUACCUGCACCCCAGCUCUGGGGUGUCUCCCAGCCCCCUCCCAGCAGCCGUGGGAUGCAGAGGCCAAACCGGUGUUCCUGGUUCAGUAUCCCGUGCCCUGCCAGAUACAGAGCCUUACUGCUGUCAUCAUCACAAGCCAUUUAUCAGACUUGCCUAAUGGGUGUUCAUGAGUUAACUGAUGAAAGUGGGAGCCUUGCUUUGCACUGUUCCCCACAACUCUUGCAGCCUCGUGCUGAGUAAUAAGAGGUAGUCAGGAGUCUCACUGCUGUUCCCAUUUACUUUCACUGUUCAGCCCGAGCUGCCCCUCCAGCAGGCAGCCAAGGACUCCCAGGCAGCCUGCACUCUGUGGCUGCGAGGUGCCUGGGGCCACGCUUGCUUUUCCCAUUAUCUCCACUUGUAGCGCACACUUUGAUCCCACUUGGAUCGAGUGCCCUGCUGGCACAACGCUGCACAAAGUUCUGCGUUUACACGAGCAGGGGAAAGCAGCGCGCCACGACACCCACAGCGAGCAGGACCUGUGCCGAGAGGAGGAGGAAGGGAUCUCUGCAGAGUGGGGCCAGGCCGGAGGAGCAGCAUGGACCUCGACGUGCUCAACAUGUUCGUCAUAGCCGGCGGCACCCUGGCCAUCCCCAUCCUGGCCUUCGUGGCCUCCUUCCUGCUGUGGCCCUCAGCGCUCAUCCGCAUCUACUACUGGUACUGGCGUAGAGCCCUGGGCAUGCAGGUCAGAUACGUAAACUGUGAUGACAGCUAUCAGUUUUGUUAUUCCUAUAGAGGAAGACCAGGGUACCGGCCAUCUAUCCUGAUGCUACAUGGCUUCUCAGGCCACAAAGACAUGUGGCUGUCCAUAGUCAAGUUCCUCCCCAAGAACCUGCACCUAGUGUGUGUGGACUUGCCCGGGCAUGAAGGCACAACCCGCUCAGCCUUGGACGAUUACUCCAUUAUGGGACAAGCGAAGAGAAUCCACCAGUUUGUGGAGUGCAUCAAGCUGAACAAGAGGCCCUUCCACCUAGUUGGCACCUCCAUGGGUGGGAAUGUUGCUGGGGUUUAUGCCGCGCAGUACCCGGAGGAUGUGUGCAGCCUGACUCUGAUAUGUCCUGCAGGGUUGCCGAGCUUCACCGAUAGCAAGUUCGUCAAGAUGCUCCGGGAGCUGAAGGAGUCUGAGCGCACCGACAGGAUCCCACUGAUUCCCUCGACACCCGAGGAGAUGGCCGACAUGCUGAAGCUCUGCUCCUACGUUCGCUUCAAGGUGCCGCAGCAGAUCCUCCAGGGCCUGGUGGACGUCCGCAUCCCACACAAUGAUUUCUACCGAAAAUUGUUUUUAGAAAUUGUGGAUGAGAAGUCCCGGCAUUCCCUCCACGAGAACAUGAACAAGAUCAAAGCACCGACGCAGGUCAUCUGGGGAAAGCAGGACCAGGUCCUGGAUGUUUCUGGUGCUGACAUCUUAGCAAGCGCCAUCCCGGACUGCCAUGUGUCCAUCCUGGAGAACUGCGGCCACUCAGUGGUGGUGGAGCGGCCACGCAAGACGGCAAACCUCAUCCUGGAAUUCCUGGCCAUGCUGCACAGCACAGGCAACAGCAAGAAGCAGGCGUGACGGGGCCAGAACCGUGCCGAGGCCGCGUCUCGGAGCUGUAACACAUCGAAGCAUUGAUGAGUUCUCAGGGAUUUGUACAAACCACGGUGAACGUGCCAAAGUCCCUGAGGCAGGCAGAGUCACUGACACACCAACCUAUAGCACUGCUGACACAGCGACCUAGGACCUCUGAGCAACCCAUGUAGAUGCAGGAACAGGACUUGAGCCUUUUCUACUCCUAGGUUACAGCAGAAAUGAGCAGAAACCACAACCCACUAGCCAUGCAGUGUGCUGAAGCUCCCUUUGCAGCCCACAUUGCCCACGUUGCUGGCACACAGUUGUAACUGACGUUCCCCUGGACCCUCUGACGAACGCAGAGAGGAGGAAGCGUCCCGGAGCGUGACUCGCCGUGUUCCCACCCCGUGAGCGCCGCGUUGCAUGCUGCCGUGCUGUGCAAACCCCACGCUCCGGGCACGGCGCUCCCCUCCUCGUUCGGAUGAUGAGAGAGAAGGUGUGGAAGUCAAGCAGCUGUGUGUGUGCAGACACGUUCACACCGCGGGUGUGCACAUUUCCUCAGAUCCCUGAGCAGCUCCUGUGCAUGCGUGAUGCCUUAACAGCCUGCGUGGUGGGCAAGCGCGGGGCGAGCGUGUCUCGGCUCCUUUCUGUCCCCUUGUGCUGCAGAACGCUCCGAUGUAAAUAACAAGUUUCUUAAUGAAUUCCGUGAAUUCUGUGAAUGGUGACGGUGCUGAAAACGUGUGGAAGAGGGGAACCGGCCGGUGCGUGGCAGCCACCACGCCGAGGUACCUGUACAUAUGUUUGGAACUCCCCCAGUGGUUUCUCUGCUCUUUUGGAGAGAAGAAACGUUCGUUCUUUUGGAAAAUUAGCAAUUUCCUGUUAAUCGCUCAUUAUGGUUUCUACUACAGGAGUUGAUUUAAAAAAAAUAAUUUAAAAAAAAAAUUGCUGAUAGUUUUGUGUGGUAAAAGGCAGAAAAGAGAUUGUUAGGUAUCUGUAUGGUUUCUCAUAUGCCACAGAUUGCUGUCUGCAGAGGAUUUCUAUGGCAAUUAAAAUCUAGGAAUUUAAAGAGU